UGCCGCCAUCUUGGAUUCCGCGGUGGCGGAGGUGAGGUGCCGUGUGUGAGCGGCGCUUCCCUCCCCUCCCCCAGCUCGGCGGCGGCCGCCCCUCCCACUGAGGGUGGCGCAGCAACGGUGCCAUCUCGACCAUGGCGGCGACUGCAGCUAACCCAGAAAUGACAUCGGAUGUACCAUCUCUGGGCCCCACCAUUGCUUCAGGAAACGCUGGACCCGGGAUUCAGGGUGGAGGAGCUGUUGUUCAGAGGGCUGUUAAGCGACGGCCAGGGCUGGAUUUUGAUGAUGACGGAGAAGUGAGCAGUAAAUUUUUGAGGUGUGAUGAUGAACAGAUGUGUAACGACAAAGAACGCUUUGCCAGGUCGGAUGAUGAGCAGAGCUCUGCGGAUAAAGAGAGACUGGCCAGGGAAAAUCAUAGUGAAAUAGAACGGCGGCGGCGGAACAAGAUGACAGCUUACAUCACAGAACUGUCAGACAUGGUACCUACCUGUAGUGCCCUGGCUCGAAAACCAGACAAGCUAACCAUCUUACGCAUGGCCGUUUCUCACAUGAAGUCCUUGAGAGGCACUGGCAACACAUCCACUGAUGGCUCCUACAAGCCGUCUUUCCUUACUGAUCAGGAACUGAAGCAUUUGAUCUUGGAGGCAGCAGAUGGCUUUCUGUUUAUUGUCUCGUGCGAGACUGGCCGGGUGGUGUAUGUCUCCGACUCAGUGACUCCUGUUCUCAAUCAGCCGCAGUCUGAGUGGUUUGGGAGCACGCUGUAUGAUCAGGUGCACCCAGAUGAUGUGGAUAAACUUCGGGAGCAGCUUUCUACUUCAGAAAACGCCCUGACAGGGAGGAUUCUGGAUCUAAAGACUGGAACAGUGAAAAAAGAAGGUCAGCAGUCUUCCAUGAGGAUGUGUAUGGGCUCAAGAAGAUCGUUUAUUUGCCGAAUGAGGUGUGGCAGUGGCUCCAUGGACUCUGUUUCCAUGAAUAGACUGAGCUUUUUGAGGAAUAGAUGCAGGAAUGGGCUGGGUUCUGUGAAGGAAGGGGAGCCUCACUUCGUGGUAGUCCACUGCACAGGCUACAUCAAGGCUUGGCCUCCAGCAGGUGUCUCCCUCCCGGAUGAUGACCCUGAGGCUGGCCAGGGCAGCAAAUUCUGCCUAGUGGCGAUUGGCCGGCUGCAGGUAACUAGUUCUCCCAACUGUACAGACAUGAGUAACAUCUGUCAGCCAACAGAGUUCAUCUCCCGACACAACAUUGAGGGAGUGUUCACUUUCGUAGAUCAUCGUUGUGUAGCUACUGUUGGCUACCAGCCACAGGAGCUCUUAGGAAAGAACAUUGUAGAAUUUUGUCAUCCUGAAGACCAACAACUUCUAAGAGACAGCUUUCAGCAGGUGGUGAAAUUAAAAGGCCAGGUGCUGUCUGUCAUGUUCCGAUUCCGCUCUAAGAACCGAGAAUGGCUCUGGAUGAGAACCAGCUCCUUUACGUUCCAAAACCCUUACUCGGAUGAAAUUGAGUAUAUCAUCUGCACCAACACCAAUGUAAAGAACUCUAGCCAGGAACCACGGCCUGCACUGUCUAACACAAUCCAGAGGUCACAGCUAGGUCCAGCAACCAAUUUAUCCCUAGAGAUGGGUACAGGGCAGCUGGCGUCCAGGCAGCAGCAGCAAACAGAACUGGAUAUGGUACCAGGAAGAGAUGGGCUGGCCAGCUAUAAUCAUUCCCAGGUUUCUGUCCAGUCUGUGGCAACUGCAGGACCAGAGCAUAGCAAGCCCCUUGAGAAGUCAGAUGGCCUCUUCGCCCAGGACAGAGAUCCAAGGUUUUCAGAAAUGUAUCCAAACAUCAGUGCAGAUCAGAGUAAAGGCAUCUCCUCCAGCACUGUCCCUGCCACCCAACAGCUAUUCUCCCAGGGCAACUCAUUCCCUCCUAACCCCCGGCCGGCAGAAACUUUCAGGAAUAGUGGUCUGAGCCCCCCCGGAACCAUUGUCCAGCCGCCAUCUUCUUCAGGGCAGGUGUUGGCCCAGAUUUCUCGGCACUCCAACCCUACCCAGGGAGCAGCACCAGCCUGGCCUGCUAGCACCCGUCCAGGCUUCUCUGCCCAGCAGGUGCCCACCCAGGCUACAGCCAAGACUCGUUCUUCCCAGUUUGGUGUGAGCAACUUUCAGACUUCCUCCUCCUUCAGUGCUAUGUCUCUGCCGGGGGCCCCCACCGCGUCACCGGGUGCUGCUGCCUACCCUUCCCUCACCAACCGCGGAUCCAACUUCCCUCCUGAGACUGGACAGACUGCAGGACAGUUCCAGACCCGGACAGCAGAGGGUGUAGGUGUCUGGUCACAGUGGCAGGGCCAGCAGCCUCAUCAUCGGUCCAGUUCCAGUGAGCAGCACGUUCAGCAAACGUCAGCACAAGCACCUAGCCAGCCUGAGGUCUUUCAGGAAAUGCUGUCCAUGCUGGGAGAUCAGAGCAACAGCUACAACAAUGAAGAAUUUCCUGAUCUAGCUAUGUUUCCCCCCUUUUCAGAAUAGAACUAUUGGGGUGAGGAUAAGGGCGGGGAAAUCACUGUUUGUUUUUAAAGUAAAUCUUUUGUAAACAGAAUAAAAGUUCCUCUCCCUUCCCUUCCCUCACCCCUGAUAUAUGUGUACCCCUUCACCCCUUGACUUUCUGAAGUGACAUUAUAGAAGAAAUUAAAUUAAUUUCCCAGGCUUUUAGGAUCCUCUGGAAAUUUGAGGACAGGUGAGGUUAGAACUCCUUAUGUCUUCUGACCAGGAGUUGCACAGAAAUGAAUUGUCCUGGAGUCAAGGGGCAGAAUAGAAGAACCUGACAGCCACUAAUUGUCUUGAAUACUAUGGCUCGUUUUGGAUAGAAAUUCUGAACAGAGGCAAGGAGAGGAGAAAUAUCCUCAUAACUGAGGAUCAUGAAAUAUGGUAGAUCUAUGUGGAGCUUUAGGAAGUGCUCAAUCCCCUGGAAAGAAACAUGAAAGGGUGUGAAUGUGUGUGUGUGUAAGAGAGAGGGAGAGAGAAAGAGUGUGUGUGUGUGUGUGUGUGCGUGCGUGCGUGCGUGCGUGCGUGCGUGCGUGCGUGCGUGCGUGCGUGCAUGUGUGCAUGUGUGCAUGUGUUUGAGCUCCUAUGUUUUGUUCUUUCUCCCUAUUAGGGAGUAUAUGCAAAUUUUGUCCCAGAUUUUCUUGGUCUUUCUGCUUGCUCUUCAAAGAGUCCUAAGAAGUUAAUUUUUCCAGGUAUUUUUCUAUUUAGUAUUGCAGCCAAAGAGUAUUUAAGUUAAGUCUUUGCUGCACUUAAACCCAUACCCAGCCAAAAUGAAACUGUAGGCUAACAUACAGUCUUCUGUUGAUAGGGUUGGUCUAUAACAGAACACAUUCAGUGAUCAAGCUGGAUUACUUGUGCUCUUUGGUGCUCUCAACUUAUCUGGAAGAUCUGCGGAUAUUACCAAAAUAGGCUGGCUAGACAAACACUGUCACAAAUCCCAGAUUUGCCCAUAACGAUAAUGCUGCAUUUUCUGUGAGUCACACAUGUGUUCUGGAGAGGUAUUUCUGCAUGGAAACUCAACUUCUUGGAUCAGCUAUUUGAGUGAAAGAUUAUAAACCAAAUAGAAGCCCUCCUGCACAGAAGCCUCUCCUCCUUGUCACCAAACAACAUGUAGAUCUUCCCGAAGUCUGUCUGUCUUUGCUCCCUCUCCAAUCUUGAUGUUGGGUUUUGCUUCGGAGCAUAAAUAGAGGUCUGCAUUAGGUAGACUCAGAUCCCAGCAGGAUCACCUGAUAAUUACAGCCAUAGAAUGCAGACACAUUACUGCGCUCCUUUGCCUUCCUCAGGUGAGGCUCAUAAAUCAGCAGCCUCUUUUCGUAAAAGUUGGCUCCUGUCGAAGAUUAAAUUAAUAACAGAAAAGAUCUAUUAAGAGCACUCACUGGGGAGAGGAGCCCAGAUGGAGAGACUGAGGGGAUGGUUACUCAGUUUCCCUCCAUUUGUCUCCAGUCUGGUGCCAGGCAAUAGAGUGAGAAAGGAGGCUAUUUUUUUACUCUGUGUGCACACAUACAGUAUACAUACAUUAUAUAUAUAUAUAUAUAUAUAUAUUUAUAUCAAUUUACAAAACCAAAAAGUUGGGUUUCCAAUGAAAUAUUUGUUUUUUAAUAAUCAACUUGUUUUUAAAUGUGAUCUGAACUAUAAUGUACAGUUAUCACAGGGCUUUUGAAGAAAGGGAGGGGGAAGCCACUCUGAGGGGUUUGUUCUGCUUUACCUUCAGGGUUUUAUUUUUGAUUGUUUUUUCUUGUUGGCCAUCUGUGCUAAGCCUUACAGUGGCAAAAAUGAUGACAUGUAGCAAAGAUUUUAAAACAAAGUAUUUUUUCUUUUAUAAA
Messenger RNA from Meriones unguiculatus (Mongolian gerbil), 4339 nucleotides. It is a transcript of the gene Arnt, whose product is annotated as aryl hydrocarbon receptor nuclear translocator. The record is from RefSeq and is a predicted model, not a curated record. Gene Ontology annotation, molecular function: DNA-binding transcription factor activity, RNA polymerase II-specific; protein dimerization activity; RNA polymerase II cis-regulatory region sequence-specific DNA binding. NCBI's taxonomy places the organism in Eukaryota, Metazoa, Chordata, Mammalia, Rodentia, Muridae. The transcript is spliced from 22 exons. The coding region runs from base 132 to 2501 and encodes 789 amino acids. Gene Ontology annotation, cellular component: aryl hydrocarbon receptor complex; transcription regulator complex; cytoplasm. Gene Ontology annotation, biological process: regulation of transcription by RNA polymerase II.